Messenger RNA from Chironomus riparius, 2025 nucleotides. Lineage: Eukaryota; Metazoa; Arthropoda; Insecta; Diptera; Chironomidae. The record is from the annotation of a GenBank genome assembly.
UUCUCAACUUGAUAUGAAAAUAUAAAGUUUUUUGUGUUGUACGGGAAGCAUCACGAGAAUCACGAAAGAAGAUUACACAAAAAAAAAAAUAAAAUUGAAAAAAAGUUAAUAAUUGAAUAAAUUAAAAAGACUGUUUGAAUUAUGGGAGUGGUGUUUGUUUUUCUCGUUUUCCUCGCCAUUUUUACCGGACUUAUGUGUCUGGCGAGGAACUAUCGAAAAAUUAUGCUGAAUAUUCCAGCUCCGGAAGCAUUGCCAAUUAUUGGACAUGCACAUCUUAUGAUUGGAUUAAAUAAUGAAGAACAACUCAAGUUAAUCACUGAGCUGUGCUUCUUGUAUCCGAAUUUAGUAAAGAUCUGGUUCUUCCACAUUAUGGGAAUUAUUGUCAAUAAUCCUGAAUUGAUCCAGAAAGUAUUUAAUGCUGAAGUUUGCAUGGAGAAGCCUUACAUUGCUUACAGAUUAUUCAACUUAGAUAAUGGAUUGUUGUCAGCAAGAUAUUCACGAUGGAAGCAUGAUCGUCGAUUCUUUAACAAUUCCUUUAAACUUUCAACUCUCCAAACCUUCAUUCCAAUUUUCAUCGAAACUGCUGAUAAGCUAACAAGUGAAAUUACAGGCUAUGUUGAUGGAAAUCCAUUUAAUAUUCUCGAUCAUACAAUUCGAUGCACGCUCAAGAUGAUCUGCUCGACCUCACUUGGAAUGAAGAUUUCUGAUGCUGAAAAUGAUGAGACAUUCAACAAAGUCUUUCAUGCUGUCGAAUACACAUCGGAGUCUGCUGCAUUAUUACAAAAUAAACCGUUGAUUUAUCCUGACACAAUUUACAAGAUUACACCUCGUUACUUUGAAAAUGAGAAGCAAGGUCAGUUUUUGGCUGACUUCCAUCAAAGAAUUAUUGACGAGAGACGAGCUAUAUUGAGGAACAAUAAUAACAAGACAGAUGGAGUUUCUGGUGAUAGCAGCGAUCCUGGUUACAGUAUUUUCAUCGACCACAUCUUGAAUAAUGAAGGAAUGUUCACUGACCAAGAAAUUCGCGAUCAUAUCAUCACUGUUCUUUCAGCUGGUUAUGAAACAUCAGCCACAGCAACAGCCCAUUGUAUCCUCCUUCUCGCACAACAUCAAAAUGUCCAAAACAAACUUGUCGAAGAAAUCAAUGAAGUUUUCGGAGCUGACGAAGAAAUAAAUCUAGAAUCACUCAGCAAACUUCAGUACAUGGAACGUGUCAUAAAAGAAACUUUGAGAAUUGCUCCUGUGGGUCCAGUCAUCUUCCGAGAAACAAUGGCUGAUUUUGAACUUGAAAAGGGAUUGAUUAUCCCAAAAGGAACAACUUUUAUUCUUAAUAUUUAUGCCUUACAUCGUAGGAAGGAUAUUUGGGGAGAAAAGGCUGAAAUUUUUGAUCCUGACAACUUUUUGCCGGAGAAUGUUGCAAAAAGACAUCCUUGCAGUUUUAUUCCGUUUUCAACAGGACGAAGGAAUUGUAUAGGACACAGAUACGCAAUGAUAUCCAUGAAAAUCAUCCUCACAAAACUCCUCAGAAACUUUAAAUUCUCAACAGACCUAAAAUAUGAAGACAUGAGAUUUAAAGCUGUUCUUACACUCAAAUUAUGUACCGAGCAUCUCGUAUCAAUUUCCAAUAGAUAUUAAGAUCUCUAUCAUUUGACAAUUAAGUUAAUGAAAUGGGAAGAAAAAAAAGCUUCAAUUAAGUCUAAGUGAUGAUGAUGAUGAGAAAGAAAGCAAAGAAGAAUGAAAAGAGAAUGGUGCGAAGUUGAUGAUUAAUGAAUGUGAUUUUAAGAUUAACGAAUGAAAGGAAAAGUAUUGAGACAAUACUUGUGCUUAAUUUUCUUAGAAACUUGAAACUUCUUUUUUUUUGUAAUGUUAAGAAAUUUCUUUAUGCUGCUUUGUAAUUUAUGAGAUCUAAAUCUCGUGCUUUAUUGCGUAUUUUUGGGACCAUGCUUUGUAGUUGUUAGUCAUUCAUAUUAUGCAUGUGGAACUAAUUUGUAUUAUGUAUGAAAAAAAGUUAUUAAUAAAGACAGA